Messenger RNA from Nerophis ophidion (straightnose pipefish), 1026 nucleotides. RefSeq names its product RNA-binding protein FXR1-like. Gene Ontology annotation, molecular function: mRNA 3'-UTR binding; protein homodimerization activity; translation regulator activity. Gene Ontology annotation, biological process: positive regulation of protein phosphorylation; anterograde axonal transport; DNA damage response. The record is from RefSeq and is a predicted model, not a curated record. The coding region runs from base 90 to 977 and encodes 295 amino acids. Gene Ontology annotation, cellular component: dendritic filopodium; growth cone; dendritic spine neck. The transcript has 9 exons. Lineage: Eukaryota; Metazoa; Chordata; Actinopteri; Syngnathiformes; Syngnathidae.
AAAGUGCUGCCAAAGAGCAAGGAGGUGAAAUAAACCUCGUUGGCGCUUUAAGCGGCACCUGUCGUCCCAGCAUCCUUUGCGCGUCCAACAUGGAGGAACUGGAGGUGGAGGUCCGAGGCUCCAACGGAGCUUAUUACAAGGGCUUAGUGAAAGAUAUUCACAAUGAUUCACUCACCAUUGCUUUUGAGAACAAUUGGCAACCAGAACGCCAAGUGCCCUUCACUGAUGUCAGGAUGCCUCCUCCUGCUGAUGCCCCAAAAGAGAUUAAGGAGGGUGAGGAGGUGGAGAUCCUCUCCAGGGCCAAUGACCAAGAGCCUUGUGGUUGGUGGCUGGCUAAAGUCUGCAUGAUGAAAGGAGAUUUCUAUGUGAUUGAGUAUGCAGCCUGUGAUGCAACCUACAAUGAGAUUGUGACCUUUGAGCGCCUUCGCCCAGUCAACACUAACAAGGCAAUCAUGGAGAAUUACUUUCACAAGUGCAGUAUCCCUGUUCCCCAAGAUCUACAAGAGGCGUGCCAGAAUGAUAAUGCCCAUAAAGAAUUUAAAAGGGCUGUGGAAGCCUGUCAAGUGUCAUACUGUCCUGAGACCAGUGAGCUCAUCAUUGUGUCCACCAAUGAGUCAACAGUGAAGCGUGUGUCUUUGCUGAGUGACAUGCAUCUCCGCAGCCUCAGAACUAAGCUUCUGCUAAUGUCUCGCAACCAGGAAGCCACCAAACACCUUGAGAACUCCAGACACCUGGUGUCGUCCUUCCAGGAGGAAUUUACGGUGAGACCAGAUUUGAUGGGACUGGCCAUUGGUAGCCAUGGCAGUAACAUUCAGCAAGCACGGAAAGUUCCAGGCGUCACCGCUAUUGAUUUGGAUGAAGAAACUGCUACCUUUAGAAUUUAUGGAGAGACAGCGGAAGCAGUGAAAAAGGCAAGGAACUUUCUCGAAUUUCUGGAGGAUUCUGUCCAAGUACCAAGAAGCCUUGUUGGUAUGUAAACACAUAUAUUAUUUUGUAAUUGUCUAUUAGAACUUUGUUUUUGCAAAA